AUGGCAAUUACCAUAGUGGCUCCAGCUCCAGCAGUGCAGCCAGAGGAGUCCCGGCAUGAGGAUGAUUCUGAAAACGGCGGGGUGGAUUUAGAAGGAGAUGUUGAUAUGCGGGCUGCUACACACGCACAACGUUCCGCCAAAGACAUUGUCACUCCUGGUGAAACUAUCACAGAUGAUCCGCAAUGGAUGAGAGGUCACGGCACAUACAUCGCACCUGCUCGCACCGAAAUAAUAGCCACGGUAGCUGGUACUAUUCAAAAGACAAAUAAACUGCUCUCGGUUCGGCCUCUCCGGGCUCGUUAUACCCCCGAGAUUGGUGAUCUUGUCGUGGGCCGCAUCAUCGAAGUACAACCUAAGCGCUGGCGAGUUGAUGUUGGAGCUCCUGUCCUUGCAAAUCUGCCUCUCUCUGCCAUCAACUUGCCAGGUGGAAUUCUGCGCAAGAGGACAGAGACGGAUGAAUUGCAGAUCAGGACAUUCUUUAGUGAAGGCGAUUUGCUGGUUGCUGAGGUCCAGGCUUUACAUCAGGAUGGCAGUGCAAGUCUUCAUACCAGGAGUUUGAAGUAUGGAAAGCUUAGAAAUGGGAUGUUUAUGAGCGUCAGUGGAACUGGAGGUGGUGGUGGCGUAGUUAGGGCUAGGAGACAGACCUGGACGAUUGACACGGUGCACGGAGGAGGGAAGGUUGAUGUGGUUCUAGGUGUCAAUGGGUACAUUUGGAUCAGCAAACAUGUCGAAGUUGCCGAUAAUGAUACAUCAAUUACCCGAAUCGAGGAGAGCGUUAGCAAUAUGGCCUACUCGAGCCAGAACGACGAAAUCCCACCUGAGACAAGGAGAGAAAUAUCCAGGGUUCGGGGAGUGAUAACGCUAUUAGUGGAAGAAGGGCUUCCUGUUGAUGAAGAUUUAGUUAUGAAAGUCUACGAGGCCGCCGUUAUGGUUGAUGCCGAGGAUGAAGGGGAAAGUAGCCCAUAUCUGGGGAAAGAGAAGCGCGAGAGGGUCUUAAGUCUAUUGAGCGGCCCGUGA
Molecule: messenger RNA, 1017 nt
Organism: Venustampulla echinocandica
Lineage: Eukaryota; Fungi; Ascomycota; Leotiomycetes; Helotiales; Pleuroascaceae
Exons: 2
Coding region: 1-1017 (338 amino acids)
Biological process (GO): exonucleolytic trimming to generate mature 3'-end of 5.8S rRNA from tricistronic rRNA transcript (SSU-rRNA, 5.8S rRNA, LSU-rRNA); CUT catabolic process; U4 snRNA 3'-end processing
Cellular component (GO): nuclear exosome (RNase complex); cytoplasmic exosome (RNase complex)
Molecular function (GO): RNA binding
Source: RefSeq, a predicted model, not a curated record